AUUCUCUUGGAGCAAGCAGGGAAGCAGAGGAGCAGCAGGGUCAGGGUGCUGGGUUCCUAAGGUGCAAGGAUGCAGAACAGAACUGGCCUCAUUCUCUGUGCUCUUGCCCUCCUGAUGGGUUUCCUGAUGGUCUGCCUGGGGGCCUUCUUCAUUUCCUGGGACUCCAUAUUCGACUGUCAGGGGAGCCUGAUUGCGGCCUAUUUGCUUCUGCCUCUGGGGUUUGUGAUCCUUCUGAGUGGAAUUUUCUGGAGCAACUAUCGCCAGGUGACUGAAAGCAAAGGAGUGUUGAGGCACAUGCUCCGACAACACCUUGCUCAUGGGGCCCUGCCCGUGGCCACAGUAGACAGGCCAGACUUUUACCCUCCAGCUUAUGAAGAGAGCCUUGAGGUGGAAAAGCAGAGCUGUCCUGCAGAGAGAGAGGCCUCUGGCAUUCCUCCACCUCUAUAUACAGAGACGGGCCUGGAAUUCCAGGAUGGAAAUGACUCCCACCCAGAGGCCCCACCAUCUUAUAGAGAGUCCAUAGCCGGCCUGGUGGUGACAGCAAUCUCAGAGGACGCCCAGAGGCGAGGCCAAGAGUGCUGAGGCAGAGAAAGCUCUCCAGCACUCAUGAUGCCACCACUGUGGGGAGCAGCUACUGAUAAUAAAGGCAAACGAGGGACUGUGGGAGGAAAAGCCACACCAGGGACCCCACAGGAGAGCUUGGGGAAGGGAUGACAGCCCUGAAUUCCAGACAUAACUGGCCAUGCCAGGGCAGGGCAGGCCAGGGGCCCUGGAAGGGUUUAGCCAACACCAAGCAGACAUUUCAGAGGAUUCACACUAAUCUUAACCCCGGCUGGCCUUGGGUCCCCAAAGGUGUCACUCUGAGAGCUCUGCUUACAGAGAUUCUUUCUGCUGUCACUCAAUUUCCCUCCCAUCACCUCAACUCCAGCCAGGGAGGAAUAGAUGCUGGUUGUCAGGACAGCCACAUGCCUUCCUGUUCUAUAUCACCUAGUAAUCUCAAAGUGAAGGUUUGUUGUUUAAUUUAUUGAUUGUUCAGCCUUUUGUUUUGUUAGCUUGUUUCCUAGUUACCUCCAGCUGACCAUACUACCAGAGUGAGGCAGUACUUCACAUCCUGGGAGAUAUGCCCUCGGAACCCAUGAAUGUUAUUUUGUAUUAUUUUAUUUUCAUGAUAUGUAUUUUUUCUAUGUAAAAGGAAAAUGACUGUAAUAUUUGCCUUCAAGAUGGUUCAAACACAAAAUAUUAAAUGAGCUGUUUCUUAAAAGAGGUCCUUAAACAAAUAGACAUGAUAAGAUUGCUUAUAGACCCAAAUGGAAUAGACAGAAUACUUAAUUCAUAAUACAUGGAAUUCCGGGGUGUAGGGUGGAAUUUGUACUGGCCAUAGAUGGUAUUAAUAUACCACUUGAUAUAAAUCUUAUGAAGGUUAAAAAUAUUUGUAUGUAAUUCAAAGAAUCCCCAUAUAAAUCUCUAGAAUUUGAAAGAUAAGAAACUCUAAUGAUGUACAUUCAUCAUUAACAGGAAAUUUCUUGUGUCUCAAGAUACAGAUCUUGACUUUUAGACUUAGGACAUUCAUUUUUAAAUCCGAUGGUUUCUCCUCAACUUUAUUAUAUUUUAUUGUUUUUUUAAAUACAAGAGGACAAGUCUGGUUGCAGGAUGGUAGACAGAGAUGCAGCCUGAUGCUUUUGAACUUGGGCCAAGAAUCUUCAUCUCUCCGGGCCUCAGUUUUCUCCUCUAUUAAGUGAGGCAUUCAUGCUGGCUUCACAGUUGUGGAAUGCCUGUUAUAUGGCAGGCUCUGUGCCAUGAGCUUUCCAUGCGUGUUAGCCCUCAUUCCAUCUUUAAGAGACAGGCAUUAUGAUUAUUCCCAUUUUACAUAUGCAUAAAACUGACAUUGUGAGAAGUUAAGAAACUUUUCCAAUAACACAAUGACUUCUAGGAGGGUGAAGAACGGUUCCUAGAGGAACAUGGGAGGACUGACUGACUUCACACUUUUGAGCUAGGUAGCCCUGUCUAACUUCUCUCCUUCUAGGAGACAGUUUGGAUUUCUCUCUCCCUUCAGAAAAUGGGCUGUAACAGAAAAUGGAGCCCCAGGGUUGCUGCAAUAUCUUAAAGCCCUUGGAGAAGUGGCAGAGAUUGCUUUAGGGUUAAUCGGCUUCUUUUAAAAUACGUAAAAUGUCCUCCAGGUUUUCUGCCUAGAAACUGGUCCCUCGCCUCAUAGCAGAGUUUCCCCCUGAUCAUUAUAUUGAUGAUGAAGAAUGAUUCCCAAUGGAGAUAGCCCUUGGUGAAUGGGCACAGGAAGGGCUUUAGACAGUUGAUGAGAAGGAUGUACAUCUUUCAAAGAGGAAGAGGGUGGUCCAGAUGGGAUGGAGCCUCCUCUGUGGCCUCAUCUUCUCCAUCAUUGCUGAGUGCAUAGAUUAAGUAUAUCCUGAAAAAUUUAUAAGAAGCUUCAUAAAAGGAAAUCCUUGUCCAUGAAGCAUGAAUUUGGGAAUCUGUUAUUUGAAUCCUUGGCAUUGAGGGCAUAAAGAUAUGAAGGUCACUCAUGGUUGUCCAAUAAGGAAGUGAUCAUUUAUUAGUAAUGUAAUUUAUUAUUCCUCUUGUCAUCUCUUUCUAUCUCUCUACUAAGACAGUUAUCCUGAAAUUCUCCCUGGUGGUCUGAGCACAUUUACUGACUUGAACAAGGACCAUCAUUGGUCUUUUGUCCAGAAUUUGCAUUUGUAAUAGAUAGUUUUUCCAACUACUGGUAGUCAAGUGAAACAAAUGUUGAUUUUGGUUUACAUAAGAAAUAGUUUUAAUCUCUUUACCGCAAUAAAUUUUGUACUUAAAUUUCUCUUUUGCCAUUUUUUUUUGCAUCAGAAAAAAAAUCAAUAAAAGACCAUAAGUCAAAGUAUUAUUCUCUGGUUAAACUAACACAGUGUCAGAAUGAGUUGAUCUUUCUGCAAACCCAAACAUUAUUGAACUCUAACUGCUGAUUUGGAAAAUAACUUGGGUGUGUCUUUUUGAAAAUAAAAUACCAGUAGUUAUUUGUUCAUUUUUUUAACAUUUCAUGUAAGGCAGAAAUAAUAUCUUGGCAAUGUGAAUCAGAGCAGUUUCCAGUGACUGCAUAUGUACUCUGAAUCAUGUGUCAAGAACAAGGGUAGGACACAAAGCAAAUUCUACAUUCGAGAGACCCAGCAAUUAAAAUCCACUGGACAAAUCAGACAAAAAUAUCCGAUUGUGGUUCAUAAUAAUAAUAUAGUACUCAUCCCCUAGAGGAUUCACUCAAGAUAAAUAGAUACUGCCUCUGCUCUUCCUUCUGAAGCUUAUAAAAUUAACGGUCAAGGAUUGGAAACAGCAAUUCCAUGAAUGACAGGGAGAGCACAUGCAGCAUAAGAAAGUGAAAAGAGAAAAAUCCCCACUACAAAGAGUCUUUGCUCAUUCUCUUCUCUCACCUGUGGAUGGUAGGUUCAUAUGUCAAUGGGGAAGGGAAGUUCUCAGGGUUGAAGGCCCUCCAGUAUUGUAAUCUCAUAAUGUCCCUUUGAGCAGAAAGUUUGAGUAGGCCUUACCACCACUCCAGAAGGUGAGGAUAAGGUCAGUUAUCCUCAAUUAUAGAUUAAGUUAUACUGUGUCUUUUGCAUAUCUGAGAUGUACUGUGUUCAUUUUCGACCCUCCAUGCAAAAUCUUACCAGUGCUUUUACUGACACUCCUGUCUAUCAUUUAAGAUUCUAUUUAAAUAUACUGUCUUUGGUGAGGCAUUGCUCUAGCUCACCUACAUUGUAGGGCACAUAUUAGGUGCAGAUAGGCAUGGAAAGAUGAUAAAGACAUGGACUUAUAAUCUAUAUCUUCUCCAAAUUCUACAAGGUUCCAUGACAACCUAGGCUGACUCACAUACCAAGUGGGCUGUCAACUGCAUGAGCUAUUUCUUCUAGUAAGGACUCCAGCUGGUUGGAGUGGAACAGGCAUUCUGCUAAGCUCUGCUGCUUCGGAUAAUCUCUUGCUGUUUGUAACUGUCAAAGGGCCAAAGGCUGAUUUACUGGCAGUUACGUUAUUUCCAAAGGCACACCGUUUCUCAGACCCUUCUACACUCAGGGAUGAGAAGCUCCUUAAGACAUGUGUCUGGGAUUUCAGUGUCCACAUGUUUUGAGAGUAUCCAGUGCAUGAUCCAGCAAUGGAAUGGAGUCACAGAGUUAUGUCAUUACCAGCUCCUGCAGGUGCUUCUCAAAUUCCCUACACCCAUCUGAACGUCAAAGUAAAUCCCAUGCCUUACACUGAUCCAUGAGACCGUGCAUCAAGCUUCGACUUCCUGUGCAGAAAGCCUGCAUGCCACGUGCAAGCCCUUCCACCUAUAACGUCAUGCAACACGAUUUGUCCCGCAAAUACUGCGGAUGUAUGCUGCACUUAGAUCAGUAAAAGUUGACAAACGAUCUCAUUUUAAUAAUGACUGCCUAUCCAUUUUCAAGGACAUUGAAUAAACUCAAGAUUCCUGGGUGACACAAAACAAA
Messenger RNA from Pan troglodytes (chimpanzee), 4472 nucleotides. It is a transcript of the gene TMEM252, whose product is annotated as transmembrane protein 252. The record is from RefSeq and is a predicted model, not a curated record. Lineage: Eukaryota; Metazoa; Chordata; Mammalia; Primates; Hominidae. The transcript has 2 exons. The coding region runs from base 70 to 582 and encodes 170 amino acids.